Messenger RNA from Platichthys flesus (European flounder), 8407 nucleotides. It is a transcript of the gene aard, whose product is annotated as ankyrin repeat domain-containing protein 26. The record is from RefSeq and is a predicted model, not a curated record. The transcript is spliced from 44 exons. Bases 525 to 7571 code for a protein of 2348 amino acids. Gene Ontology annotation, molecular function: protein binding. NCBI's taxonomy places the organism in Eukaryota, Metazoa, Chordata, Actinopteri, Pleuronectiformes, Pleuronectidae.
CCCUGUGAAACUACUCUGAUUCAGACAAUCAACAGGUCAGUGUUAGAGUUUAGAUACUGCUGCUUGUUAGACUGCAAGUGCUAGCCCGAGUUGUGGUAGCAUACUUCCACUACAUGUGUACGGCUUUCAAACGUAUCGUGCUGAGUAACGUAUCAGCCAGCUCAGCUUUGAUUUAAAUUCUGUGCUAAUUAGCAGUAAGUUAGCAGGGCUACGUUCGUUACACCGGGGUUAGCCAGGGGCCGCUGCUCUGACGCUGGAGGAGCAGGACAGAUGUCUUUGAGCCGAAGUCUCUUGUAGCUCAGGAGCGGUGUCUCAGCGCUGCAGCCACGGCUCCCUGUUGGUGCUCGGCUCUGAUCUGAGUCCUGUUUUAAAUGUGGCGGUUUGCAUCGUUCGCGAAGUGACGACGUGGGAGGCGCAGCGCGGAGUCCGCCGAAGGGAUGGGACAGCCACCCCCGGUGAUCCUCCAGCCCCAGAUGAGUGGCAGGUAGUGGAGGUGCUGAGGCAGUGUUGUGCUGCUGUGCACGAUGAAGAAGAUAUUCAGCUUCACUAAGAAAAAGAAACACCCGUCCGGUACCCCUGACAGCGGUAGUGUGCUUUCCCUUGGCUAUGAACUGAAAGAGAAGGACCUGGGGAAGGUUCACAAGGCUGCCUGGACGGGCGACGUGGCAAAGUUGAAGCAGCUUGCGAAAAAGAAUGAUGUCAAUCAACUUGACAAGGAGAACAGAACUGCACUACAUAUCGCCUGUGCCAGUGGACAUGUGGAGGUGGUGCAAUUCCUUGUCGAAAGCAAAGCCAAGCUCAACCUAUGUGACAAUCAAAAUAGAUCUGCCUUAAUGAAGGCAGUGCAGGCCCAGCAUGAGCGAUGUGUGAGCAUGCUGCUGGAGAAUCAUGCCGACCCUAACCUGGUGGACAUCAAUGGCAAUACAGCCCUGCAUUUAUCAGCAAACAUCCCAUCCAUCUCCCUCGCAAUCCUCCUGCUGCAGCAUGAGGCUAACAUCAACGCCCAAAACAAGGAGGGAUUUACCCCCUUGACUGUGGCAGUACGCGAGGACCAUAUUGAGAUGGCUGAGUUCCUCCUCAACGAGAGUGCUGAUGUGAAUUUGCUGGACCAAGACCAAAGGUCCCCAUUAAUGAUAGCUGCUGGCAAUGGACAAAUCGUUAUGUUGCGACUCCUCUUGCGGUUCAACGCAAAUACAACACUAAAGGAUUCCAAAGGAUGGUCAGCUGAUGACUACGCAGGAAUGAAUGGGCACCAUCCUUGUUCCCACCUGAUCAUUGAGCAUGGCACCCAGAGGAGCGAUGGCCCCUCCCUGUCACACCAAGCACCGGGCAAGAAGAAGAAGAAAAGAGCAACGGGCAGUCCUUUCCAAGAUGUGGAAGCAGGCUUCUCUCUGGGAGGACCAGCCAUUGACAAAGAUGGUUUUGAAGACAAUUCUCAGUCAGAGUCACUAAGUCGGGUUUCAAAAAGUGCCUCUGAUGAAUGGCCUUCAUCUGAAGAUGAUGACGACUUGGUUUUAAACAGAAAGAAACCACAAAAAGUUAACCUAAGCAGAAUGAUUGCAUCUAAAAAGGGAGAAGCUUCUGCACUGCUUGACAGAUCCUUGAGCGGCACAGAAUCUGAUCCAGUGAGCGAAAGUAGAGUCCAGAGAAUCCCAUCCCUCCCAAAAACCCUACCAUCCAGCAACGCUCUGCAGAAACCUGUAGAUCCCACUCCCAUUUCCUUCCUUUCAAAAGAUCCCAAGAUGACUUCCACCCCUCUUCCUAGCUACAGAGAGAAAGAAGAUUCCACUGAUGAUGAGGAUGAUGAUAAUGACGACCAAGAGCAGGUGGGAGAUGAUGAUGAGGAGGAGGAGGAAGAAGGAGACAUGUCAGAUGAAAACAGUCGGCCUGCUGAGAGUGGAGAGUCCGUUGGUGUAGCUUCAACUGUUCUGGAGACAGAAAAAGAUAAGAAAAGAGAUUUCCUCUCUGAGCUGGGUCUAGAGAAGGGAGAAGAAGAGCAAGAUUCUUGGGACUCUGAGUCCCGUUCUGAAGACAUCAAUAUGCCACGGGUGGAGAAAGAAAACUUGCCUACUCAGGAUCAAGAAGAGACGUCCACUGCUGAAGAAGAAAAUAAAGAGAACUUGUUAUAUAUUCCCUCAUUUUUAAGAGGAGAAGGAGGCAAUAAGAUGGUCGCUGUAGUUCCUCGGAGGAGUGUAGACAGGCCACGAGGCAGCCAGGUCGCAAACGAUGAUAUCGGAAAAGAACAUGAUGCUAAAGAUGAAAUUACACAGAAAGCGACUGAAAAGCCAAAAUGGGAACCACUUCGUGUUCUGAGCAAACUUGAAGCCAAUAAUGGCGGAAAGACAGACUUGAUGGAAGAGCUUGGGCUGGGUGACGUUGAUGAUCUUGAAGAUGCAUCAGACUGGGACUCAGCCAGUACGGCAAGCAAGAGAACGUUGCCAGGUCGUAAAAUGACCUCCCCUGGACUCGAUGAGUUCCCAGAAUGCAACCAUCCAGCUUUGAAGGAGCAAGAUGAAGAUGUUACUGCGGCAGCGCCCCUGCCACCACAGAGGAGCAUCAGCAUUACACCCCAUCGACUCCUACCCCAUCCUCAACCUCGGGCAAGGAAGAUGGUGCCUCAGAAACCAGAAAGUGAAGAAGAAUCAGAUUGGGAACCAGAAGAUGUAGCACCUUCUGCCUCUACCAUCACGGACAAAAUUGACAAACAGUCGCAAUACACAUCUGAACAUCAGGCAGUAGUUAGACCAGGUUCUCCUGAGCUUUCAUCAGUGGCAGGAGACAGACAAACGGAUCAAGAGCUGGACGGGCCUCAGCAGAAGGAGAAAGAUGAUACAGGAGAUACAUGUGAGUUAGGUUUAAAUAAACCAUGGCCAUCAGGCCGUGUAGGAGAAAACUGCGAUGAGUUAAGAGAUCAACCCAGUCAUGAAGGAGCAGGGGAAGACUGCCCAUGGGAGAAACGAUACGAGAAGCUCUGGGUAGAGGUGGAGAAACGGGAAGUAAAAUCCACCUUCAAGAACGUGGCUGGUGAAUUAAAAGAGAAAUUUGGGGAACUGUUUAAUUCAGGAUGUUCCGCAGAAGAUGAUGCAGAAGAGGAACAUGCCACAGCUGAAUCUACUUCUGCAGAAGAAGAGUCGAGUGAUGAAGAUGAAGGAGAAAUUAUUUUGCGCCCGGCAGCUAGAGCAAGAAGUACUAUCCUUCUGACCAUACCUGAGCAAAGGGAGUCUGGACUGGAAGACUCGCCGACAGAGUCACCUGCCAACUCUCGGUGUGAAGAUGGGACGCAGCUCGCUCCGCCUCCGGUCAGUGGCGGGAGAAUGCACCAGGAGCCAGAGCUACUAACUGAUGAUGCUCUGGAGGACAGCAGGUCUCCUUCACCACAACUCAACACAGCACAGAGAGAGUGCUACAGAGGUGCCACAGCUUUUACCGGUGGUCACAUUAUACCCGACUCGAAAGUUGGCUCAUUUUCAAAGGACGACACCGAACAAGGGCCGUUCUGCGAACAACAUUUGGACUUGAUCUCAAAGGACCAAACUGCUGCGCUAAAGGGAGCUGAGGUGGACAAUGCACGUUCAGAAGAGGAUCAUGAGGAGGCCACUAGGUCUUGCCCCGCCUUAAUAAGAAGGCAUUCAGCAUCUAUUCCUGGUGUCUCUGAUGAGGAACUGGAGGAGGACUUGGAGAGGUUUAAACUUGAGGUUGGCAAAGAGAUGACAAAGACUUUGACGGAGGUGCAAAAAUCCAGUGCUUCCAGGGAUACUGGUGGAAUGACCCAGGAAGAGCCGCGUACUGGGAAACCGGAGAGCAGCACCAACGAGGCACCAGAGCAAUCGCAUCUCCUGCUCCAGCAGAGCCACAGUAGCAACCAUCAGGAGGGACAGGCUGUAGAAGAGACCUUAAAGUUGGAGCUGGUCAGAGGGGCCCGGCGCAGCAGAGCCCCUCAGACCAACACCCAUGUUAAUGGAGAUCCUCUCUCUGUGUUUGAUGAUAGCACUUUAAGUGACGUGUCGGACGAUGAAGGAAGGUUAACUACCAGAAAACUAAAAAAUGAGAACACAGAAAAAGAGGAGUUGGCUGAAGACUUUGAUGAGCUCACUCAGUCGUCAGACACAGCCACUGACGACAUCGACUCUCCCACUUCAGGCUAUCGUCAUGCAUCUGUCCUUAUUCAGAAGCUUGACUCGGCCACUUUAGACUCAAGGAGCACGGUGAAGCUGCAGAACAUUUUCCAAGAAUAUGAGCGCUCCAUCCAAAAGGCAAGGAGUCGCCAUGGAUACCUGGCGGAUAAGGUGAGCCAGCUGGAAAUGGAGAGAACAGAGUUGAAGAGCGCCCUUGAGGAAGUUAAAGAUUUUAAAUCUGCCUUGGAGCGAAAUCAGCUGGAACUGCAAACCGAAGUUACAAACCUCAAAUUUCAGCUGAAACAGGAGCAGGAACAUCGCCGCAAUGCCACCAUGAUGUACAACACCACCAGAGAUAAGCUGAGGAGGACGGAGGAGCAGCAUCAGUUAGAGGUUCAGGAAAGACAGAAGGUAGAGCUGACGCUCAGGAACCUGGAGCUGGAGAUGAGAACACUGGUCAACAACAUGAAACAGCUUGAGGAGGACCACAGUGAGACCCAGAGACUGCUGGCUCAGGAGCGCAGUGCAAGGAUGCUACAGAAGAAUCUGCUCGACAGCCAUUUGCAUAAACAGCAGGAGAUAGAGGAGGAGAACAAGAGAAAUAGAAGCAAAAGCAACGAGGCCUUGUCUCAGCUCACUGAAGCCAGUGACAGGGAGAGGGAGCUGCUCAAGCAGAACACGAACUUCCAGGAGCAGCUGACCAUCCUUCGAACUGACCUGGAGCGUUCGCAGGCCAACAGCAAUCUCAAAGAGAGCCACAUUUUGGAGGAGAACGAGGCUCUCAAGGAGCAGCUAGAAGAUUUUCGACGAGAUCUCAAACUCAACAGGGACGCCCUGACCCAAACUGUCUACAACUGCAACAACCAGGUGACCACCCUGAAGUCUGAGUUAGCUAUGAUCACGACCCGCCUGGAAAAUGAGCGGCAGACUCGGGAAACUCUGGAUGUAGAGGUGGAGUCUACUCGUACCCGACUGGCGGGGGCAGUAAAGGAGGCAGAGCGUUGCCUAGCGGCUCACGCAGACACAGAGAAAGCUCUGCUCCGGGAGAAAGAGGAACAUCAGCGUCUAAAAGACAAACUCACAGUUGAAGCAACCUCUCAGCGUGAGGCGGUCAGCUGCUUGUCCCAGAAGCUGGGAAAGGCCGAGGCUUCUACGAACAGCUUGGAGAAUGAAGUGCAUCGGGUCACUCUGCAGCUGACUGAGAAGGGCCUAUUGCUGGAUGUCCUACAGCGGGAGAAGGACCAGGCGACUGCACGUGCCAAGGAGCUAGAAGCCGCUUUUCAGUCCGAGAGGGAGCUGGUGAGCCGCUCAACAGCUCGCCUAGAGGCGACACAGGAGCGGCUAGCCCAAGCCCAAAGUGAGGGAAUGUUAAUGCGGCAACAGAUAGAGGAGGCCCAGAACAAAGGUGUUGCAAAAGACCGUGCUGUGACAGAUGCCCAAGAGCGCUUCAGCGACAUUUUGUCCAAGCUGCGCUCCGACAGCGAGGAGAGGGUACACCUAGUGGAGGAGAGAAAUAAGGAGCUUGCCAGUAAGGCUGCUGAUCUCCGAGAUCAGAUCUACAAGUUAGAGGAAGAGAAGAAUGAAAGAGAGAAUAACCUCAGGCAGCUGCAGCAGGAGCUCGCCGACUCACUCAAGAGGCUGUCGAUGAGCGAAGCCUCUCUGGAGGUCAACACGCGCUAUCGCAAUGACCUGGAGGAGGAGAAGACUCGGCUCCUGAAAGACAUUGACAGGCUGAAGAGAAAGUUGGAGGAGAGUGAAGACAACUACGUGCAGGCUGAGAAACGUAUUAACAGUCUGAAGAGCGGCCUCGAUGAAAGGGAAAAGGAGCUCAUCACUGCUGCUCAGAAACUCCAGGAGGCGCUGUCGGCCUCAGCAGCCUCUGAUACCACCAUCAAACAGCUGGAGGAAGCUGUGCAGAGGCUAGAGAUAGACAAUGCCAGACUGGAGGCGGCUGCAAAGCAACAGUCUAACAAAAUUGGAGUUCUUCAGAAAGGGGCUCAGGAAGCUGUCUUGCUAUCUGACUGCUCACCUGGAGAAGGGGUCAGAGGUCAUUUGGAGGAUUUGGUCACAAACCUCCAAAGCAGUAAGAUGACUUUGGAAGAUCAACUCAAUAGAGAGGUCCAGAAGCAAAGUGUUCUAUCUCACACAGCCCAGGACUCUCAGGUCUUGUGGGAGGAGGAGCUGAAGAGUCGUUCUAAACUAGGACUGCGCCUGGCAGAGCUCGAAAAGGAAAAAGGAGAACUGAACACUCAGAUGGAAAUAGAGAAGAAGAAAGCCAAAAAGAUAGCAGAGCAGAAGAAGGCUGUAGACACUCGUCUGGAUCAAGAGAUGAAGAGAAACACGGACCUUCAAAAAGAAAUGUACAGGCUGCGUACACUAUUAAAGACUGCUAAGAAGAAACUGAGGGACCAUGACACCGGUGGAGGAGACUUUGCUUCUCCUAUGAGCAGCAUAAGGAUGGAGCUGGGCAGACACAGCCAGGCUGAGGGUGGACGAAUGAGAGAUAAGGUGGACGAUCUGCAGGGGCAGCUGGAGAAGGAAGUGUCCCGUAGCAGUCAUCUGGAGAAGGUGAUCGGGGAGCUCAAGGAUCAGCUGGCCUCCCUGAAGAGCUUCAGCCCUAGCACCGAGCAGCUGGAGAAGAGCAAGAGGCAGCUCGAGGAGGAGGUACUGGACCUGAGGCGACGAAUGGAAACAGCUCACAUGGAGCAGAGCCAGGUGGAGCAGUACCGCCGUGACACAGAGGAGAGGGCCCGUCAAGAGAUACAACAGAAGCUGGAGCAGGUCAACCUCUUCCUGCAGUCCCAGGCAGCUUCCCAAGAAGCAUUAGAUCAGAUUAAAUCGGCAAAUGAGGUUAACCUGCGCUCUCAGCUGGAGCAGAAGAUCCGGGAGCUGGAUGGUGAACUGGGCCGCGCCCGCAACACCCAGCAAGACAGCCUUAACCAGAAAGAGUCCACGCGCACCGAGCUCGAGCGGUACCGCCAGCUCUACUCCGAGGAGCUGCGCCUCAGCAAGUCCCUGGCUGCCAAACUAGAGAGGGCCAACAGUCGGCUCACUGAAGCCAAUUCCAAGCUGCUGAACGAGCGCAGCCGGUCUCUUCUCACCAGCAGCAUAGCAAACGGUAGCCUUGGAAGUCCCUCGCUGGACGUGGGCACUUUGGGUUCACCGGCAAACUACGGGGCCACACUGGGGUCCCUGAACAGAAGCCUUGGCCUGGGCCUGUCCCUCCUCAGCCCUGGGAUGUAUGGGCAGAACAGCAGGGAGGAGGACUAUCUGGCCAAGAUGCAGAAUGAGUUGGACAGAAACAUCUCAAAGGAAUUACACAACGCCACAGCAGAGCUGGACGUCGCCUCUGCGCAGUUGUCCCCGGUGAGCUCCGUCUCGAGGGUGGAGCUGGACCCCUUCAGCAGAGCCACACAGCAGUACUUGGAGGUGCUGAAGAAGAACAACAUGAUCUGAACACACACAUCACAGCUGCUGCAACUCAGUGUUCUUAUAUCAGCCAGUAAGCAGCAUCUCUAAGGCCAGAGCCACAGCCUCGUCACGCAACUAUAACAAUCCAUCCUUGUAUCCUCUUUUAUGAGAGAAAUCAGAAAUAAUGCACAUUGCACUUAACCACUCAGGAACAAAGGGCAUGAGUCAUAUAUAUAAAUAUACAUGUAUAUUAAAAUAUAUGUGUGUCGCAUUAUUGAUGGGUACAAUUAGUAAGAACCUUGAAAGUAUUUGUUCCUUCUGACUAAUUCUGAUUCAUCUGUUGCUGUUUUGUUUGGAUUAGCAGAAAAUAUACUGUAUAUACAGAACCGUGGUUUGGAUUUUUGUUUGUGAAUAUUGGUGUUGCAUAAUUCGAAUUUAUAAGUAUUUGAUGUAUGCAUCAUGAAUUUUCUUUUGCCAAGAUAUUACAUUUGGUACGUGCCAUCAAAUGGUGCAAUAUCUGUCUUGGUGUUACCUUAUUAGAUUUUUUGGCGCAUGGUGUUUAUGAUUCUUUUAUUUAUUCUUUUUUUUUUUUUUGACCGUGAUAUACUUGAAUCAGACGAGCUGGAAAACUCUCCAGUUAUUGAAACAGGGUGACUGCAUUUGUACACUUGUCAUUUCAGCUUUUGUUUGGUCUGUUUUCAGGGCUAUCAAAAGGGAAAUGCACUCAUUUUCAUCCAUGGAUAUUGUAAAAGACUAUACAUAUUGAUGAACACUCAUGACGCCUGUACAUUACAGAAGACUAACGUUAUAAAUAAAACAGGAAAAAAAACUGAACUUGAGCGAGACCUUGAUGUUUGGAAAUUGAGUGGAAACAAAACAAG